CUCAAACAAACAAGUGUAUUCAAAAUUUCUGUGUUUUCUGUUAAAUUAAUAAUUGAAAUCUGCUGUGCAGAGUACAGCACCAAAACAAACAGGAAAUAAAAUGUGUUUGCACUUAUUAUUAACUAGGGUUUUUAAAACGAAUACGUCUUCAAAUGCAGUUAAUCUCUACAGUUAAUUUAAAUUAAUCUAAUUUUUGUUCGAUUUUUUUAAUUAAUCUAUUUUGCAUUUAAACAGUUUCUUAUUCAUGUUAUAUUGAUGCACUUUGUUAAACUUAGAUUAAUUAACUUCCUUUUUGGAUAUUUUGACUUGGACAAAAAGAGAAUCUGGGUAGAUUUAAGAGUAAGGCAUAAUCUUAUUCGUGAAAAAAGGCACUUGAAAUGGAUUGAAAAGAAAAUAUGGGAACGUAAAAUAUAAAAUGUUAGAUAACACAAGGUGCAGUUGACUUUUGAGUUAUCUACUGACUUGUCUGUGAGUCUUUGUUUAAUGAAAUGAAACAUCCAGGAGCAGUGGUGGACAUAGCAAGUGGUCAUGCACUUAAUAUAAUGAAUGCACUAAAUAUUGUAAUUAAUAAACUGAGACUAAUGCAUUAAUGCAGAUAGUAGGAGGAUAAAACAACAAAGAUAAUAAUUAAUUACUAAAGUAAAAGUGAAACUGGUUCAAGCGGCUGGAUAGGCCAUUGGUUUUCAUCGCUGACUUUUGGAGUUCAAAUUCCAGUCAAGGUAGAUAUAGAUAUCCACAGUGGUCCCUCUGGAUGGUGAUUUUCCCUAAUAAGUAGUUUAGCGAUAGUGCUGUUAACAGGAAGUACCACCCUGUGUCAGUGCCACCCAGGCGUCAGUGUUGAUUGGCUGGUAGUUGUUUGACAUCAAGCCAGUCAAGCCAGUUGAUGGCGGGACAUUAGGUGAGGCUGUUUAGAGUGGAAACAAAGCCAGAGAAGAAGACACACCUUGCACACCUUGUUGUGCUGCUUUACCUGCAGUGGAAUAGAACACCUUUUAAUAAAUUAGUUUGAGCAAUUAUCAGUAAACUCAAUUGCCAAAUAUUGACAUUGAUAAUUGGCCAUGCCAAUAUUCAGUCUACCCUUAAUAUAAAGGAAAUUCUUGAAAAUGCAGUUCAUGUUUAGUUUCAGGCAGUGUAUCGGGGUUAAUAAAUUAUGUUGUGUACUGUUGAAAAAGUAGGCUAUCUUUUUGAACUUGAUCAUGUUAUUUUUGUUUUGUAUGUAAAAAUAUGGUACACAAUCCCUGUAAUGGGGCUAAGAACAUAAAGAGGAAUCAAAUAGACAUUUUUUCAAGACUUAAAGUAGAAAGUAGAAAAGUUGUGGGGAGGUUGAGGUAGGCAAUUAAUUUUCAUGACUAGUAUCAAUAUUAUAAAUGACUAUGACAGCUUUCAAAUGAAGGCAAUGUAAAAAUAUCAAAAGCACACGGCUACUCUUAUUUUAGUUACUUAAACAUUCCAAUAAUAUCUAGUUCAUACCUUACAUGAGGUGGGACAACUUCUAACUUUAGCUUUCAGUGCUCACUCUGCAGACACAAUUAAGGAAACCAGACUCUUCCGUAUGUGUCAGGCGUGGGCAUCUGUCUCUAUUGGCUGCUGCUGUUAUCACUUUUUCAGCCCUUUUUCCUCCCAGUUAUAAAGUCUCAUGACACAAAUGCAUUUGGUUGAUUUGCUUUUGGAAACUGGAUGAGCUAAAACCCCCGAAGAAGAAAGAAUUUUCAAAACAGGAGGCACAAUGCAGUCUUAAGGGAGCUUUUAGUCAGAGAAUCAGACUUUUUCCACGGUUCUCCUGAUGCUGGCUCUGUCCAGAUGUUCGACAGCUCUCAGAUGGAGGCUAUGCCUGCCCUGCUCUGCCCUCUAUGUGGGGAGCUCUGCCACGGGGAGCCGGCCCUCCACCUCAGCCAGCUCCCUGUUUCUAAGAACCCAGACUGCAGCGUUUCACCAAAGUAAAGCCAAAGCCAGUCCUGACCCAAACAAGCCCACUUCAGUGUUGUCCCCGGGGUCCGGGCUGGAGUGGGAGUUCUUUGGGAUGGGAAUGUGGUCGUUGGGUCUGGGUGCUGUCGGAGCUGCAUUAGCUGGGAUCUUUCUGGCCAACACAGAUUUGUGUCUGUCGAAAGCUGCCAACGCAACGCUGGAGUACCUUGAGGAUGCUGACCUGCACUCCACAGUGGAGGAUGGCAAGGUCAUCAAAGCAAAGAGCCUGUGGGACAAGAAUGGGGCCGUGGUCAUGGCCGUACGGCGGCCUGGAUGAUUUUUGUGCAGAGAGGAGGCCUCUGAGCUGUCCUCUCUGAAGCCCCAGCUUGAAGAGCUCGGGGUCCCUCUGGUCGCUGUGGUGAAGGAGAACAUCGGCACAGAGAUCCAGGACUUCAGACCGCACUUCGCUGGGGACAUUUACAUAGAUGAAGAGAAACGCUUCUACGGCCCGCUGCAGAGGAAGAUGGGAGGGCUGGGCUUCAUCCGCCUCGGUGUGUGGCAGAAUUUCAUGAGGGCCUACAGGUCCGGAUACCAGGGCAACAUGAAUGGCGAGGGCUUCAUCUUGGGAGGAGUGUUUGUCAUUGGGGCAGGGGACCAGGGGAUUCUCCUUGAACAUCGUGAGAAGGAGUUUGGUGAUAAGGUGGAGAACGCGGCUGUUUUGGAGGCUGUAAAGAAAAUUGUGCCAGCAAAACAAAUUUAGUUUGUCCUAAAAGAAGUGGCAUUAGAAAAAGAGCACGUACACUGUAUUUAGAGCAUAACUAUAGUCAGAAAUAAUAGAAUUUUUAACGACACAUUAAGCUGCAGUAAAAGUCCAUCAUCACUGAAAUAAUUUAGACAUUAAUGCCUUUUAUCAUAAUACUGUCGUUUACAUGUUAAUUUAAAGAUUUGCUACAAAAGUCAAGCUGUGAAAUGAAGAACAGGCCAUUUUCAAGGUUUUUUCUCUUUACCUCUGCAGAAAACUUAAAGCUCAUGUGUCUAACAGUGUUCAUACAGCUAGUAAGGGACUAAAAAGCAGCUUUUCAGUCAGGUACAUUAAUAAUUUAAGAUCACUUGAAAUGUCCUUGAGAGCCUUGAUUCUCAACUGGAGGGUCGGGACACUAAAGCGGGUCGCAAAGUCAUUUUCAGUGGGUUUAUGCCUAGAACAAAAACAUGUUGCAAAAAGCCUAUGAUACGCUUUUAUUUUGAAAGAUAUGUCUUGUUGCUUUGUUCCCUCACUUUUGAAUCAACUCCAAACUGACCCUUUUUUAAAAUUAAUUUAAAAAUAUUUGGUUGCAAUUGAAAUUUUUUAAAAAUUUGGGUCAUGAUUUAACAUUGAGGAGGUGGUGGUGGGUCCUGUUCCUAGACCAGCUGAGAACCACUGCUUUACAGAACCACUUGAGCCAAUCUACAGGCUUGGUUACUCAAUAGGUGAAUUAUUCCUUUGAUUUAGACGGUAAUAUAUAUUUAUUAAGACUGUGUGUUAUUUCUGUCUGCCUUUCCUCUCGUCAUGCACCUCAAUCGACUUUCAACAUGGCUAACACGUGCGUGUUCUGUGUGUGUGAUAAUGACAACCUGACUCUAAACUCCACAGUGAGAGGAGGAGGUUUGAUGCUCAAACACUUACAGGACUCAGACACAGUCACCAUGUUGGUAGUGUUUGUGGCACCUGAUGCCGGGUGGGCUUUGACACAUUUGCGUGUCUGAGAUAAAUAGACUGUUUGUACCUGCACGUGUGAAAAACAGUGGCCGAAGAUAAAGUAAUAAAGCUCACCUCAUCACUUU
Messenger RNA from Cheilinus undulatus (humphead wrasse), 3726 nucleotides. RefSeq names its product peroxiredoxin-like 2A. The transcript has 7 exons. Lineage: Eukaryota; Metazoa; Chordata; Actinopteri; Labriformes; Labridae. The record is from RefSeq and is a predicted model, not a curated record.